ACCCGCUCCUCCCAGUUCACUUUCGCUUCUCCUCCCGCAGUGACCUCUGCUCACCCAGGAGGACACCACGCCGGCGGCCCCGCGGUGCGUGUGCUGGGCACAGCACGAACCCGGGAAACCUAUGGAUGAUGAUCUACAAGACAUAUCAGUCGUAUUGUCAUCGGCUGCAACACGACACGUAUUUUCUUACAAGCAAUAGCCGACUGAAUGAGCAAGUGGUUGAUAAAAUUAUUCUCCAGCUUAACAGAGUCUACCCCCAAAUUCUUACCAAUGCAGAAGCAGAAAAGUUCAGGAAUCCAAAGGCAUCACUCCAUACCAGACUUUCAGAUCUGAUAAAGCACCUUCAGAAGAAAGGAGACAGACACUGUCAGGAGUUUUACAGGGCUCUACAGAUCAAUGCUGAACAGCUGUAUAAUGACCUGCCAAGCAGGAAAAUCUUGAAAACCACAGAUUCCACAGAGAUAGACACUGACAAGGAGAAAUAUAUGCUAAAUGACAGGGGCCCGGUGUUUUUCCUCACUUGUUUUAGCGUUGCUGCAGGAUUUGCGUUAUUUUGGUAUUGCUGGAACUCAGAUAUGAAAGUCACAGGAAGAGCCAGGAGAAUCUUGGGCUUUUCUCCUAUUAUCAUAGGAAGACACGUUAGAAAUAUUUGUAUGUUGUAUUUGGAAGACUUAUCAAGAAAUUAAGGAAAGCUGCCUCGUCACUCUUGUCUGUACAGUAUACCUGCCAAGGGAAGACAACGGUGCAUGAAUAUUAAUGUACUAUACGCUCAUACCAAAGAUUUUAUUAACUAGCUUCAUCAAUAGUUGUGUUGCCUCAAGAUGUAUUCAGAAUUUCAGCUAUAUAUGUCCUUCCUUAUGGGAAUGGACCAUUUAUUUUUGUAAAUGCUUAUUUUAAAAUAUUUAUCAUUUGGAUAAAAAAUAUUUUUAAUACAAACUUUAAAAUUAUAUCCUAAGUGAUCAUGGGUCUUAAGCCAUGUUUGCCUAUGUGUUUUAUACUAGAAUGAAGGAUCACAACUGUUUAAAGAAUGCUAGCCUGUCUUUUGUUAAUUAAUUUAAGAAAAGCACUUAAAAAAUUACACGCACUCGAAGCCUUACCAAGAAAUGGAUCUCCCAUCUCAGGACUGUCUGUUUUGUCUAGAUCCUUUGUACUUGCUGCCUGAGCUCAGGUGGGCACUGGUGUCUCUGACACGUAUCGGUGCCGGUUGCCUUUGUGUGUGCCUGGCACUUGCCGUGUUUUCUCCUCUUCUGUCCGUGCCUCAUCCCAGCCUACCUCCUUCACCUUCACCCUCGGCUGGUGGCCGUGGUUUGGAUGCGCUGGAGCUGGUGCAACUGGUUCCCAGCCCGCAGAGGGUCCCAGGGACUGGAAUGUCGGACCUGAAGCACUUCAAACUGCCAAGAAAAUUUUUCAAAUUUAUUUAGCUUUUUCUUUUCCAGUGAAGCAUUUUGCAGUCUAAAUAACUGAAGUAAUCCAGGGUACUUUGCAGGGUCUUAAAUGCCGCGACAUGGGGCUUUUUUUAUGGCCAACAAUAUGUAUACUUAGUUGAAGAGCCUGAGGUUGUUCGUAAUGACAUUUGAUGAUGUUAUGUUUUCCUUCUGUGAGUUGAAACCUGAAAAACUUGCAUAAGCCAUUGUAAGACUGAAAAUCUUGAGGGAGAUGCAGGCAGGCAGGGCUGCAGGUGAGGCAGCCAGGAUUUCUCCGCGUGCUCCUGCCUGGCUCGGUGCAGAUGGCUUUUCCUCCCCCAGGUGGGAGGUGCAGGAGUUCGGCACUGGCUGCGAGAAGUGACAUUUUCAGUGGAUAGUUCUUCAAUUACACGUUCAGGAGCGUAAGGAGCUUGGGGAGAUCAUGUCCCUGCACUUGGUGAGAAAGACGCUUUGUGGCUCUUCAUUCACUGGCUGAACAAAGAGAUUCCCAGAUCGGCUCAAAUGUCACCCGAAUAAAAGCUGCAGUGACAUCACAAGUUGCCAUGCACUGGAGGAUCCCGUGCAAGAUUUUCAGGGAUUUGGAGUGGUUUUCUCAAAACAGUCAGACUGAAAACUGUCUUCCAGCUUUAAACAUCAUUUGUGCUAUAAAAAUGUCAUCUUCUCCAGAGCAAGUCAUCUUGUAAGAGCUGUAUUUCCUUCCAGGACAACACUCACCUGAUACAGUAUCAAGUCCAGAGGAGGAAUUGGGUGCAGGGCCAAAUUUACAAGUAAAAGACCCAAAGAGUGUUUGCAGGAAAUAUAUUGAGAGAUGAAAAAGGGCUCAGAAGACCCUGACUUUACUGUUCUGAUAAAUGUUUUGACCUAUGGCACUGGAGUGCAGUUGGGACGCGAGCCAGCCCCACGCAGAGCUCACCUGGUUGCUGCCCUGUAAAACCUGGACUGAGACAAAUGCCACACGAACAUCGUGACACCCAGCAGAGCAGAUUAUUUAGGCUUCUUUUCCCCUAUCUCUGCCCCACCGGCCCUUGCGUCUCUUUGAUCUGAUCUCCAUGGGGGCUCUUAUUGGGGAGAAAAGGUGAUGGAGCAGAGCACGCUUCCUGCAGAAUGGGCUAACCACGAAGUCUGCUGCCCUUGGGACCCCGCCAGCUGCUCUUGUGCUGCCUUCCAACUUGGCAAGGGCUUUAAUUAUAGUCUGUUGUUUUCUCUCUGCAUUGCCUUGUGUUUAACGUGACAACAGGUUGUUUUUUUCCUCCAGCAAACCAGCUCUAAAUUACAACAUUUGAAAUGAAAUGUCCCUUUCCUCUCUGCUGCUGAAGUCCUGUAGCAGCUCUUUUUUAAGGGACUAGAAAAAAUACCUCUGAAAUCUAAAAAGGUUUUAAAUUUUUGCCUUGAAGCCAAUUUUGAAACCUCAUUAGAGGAAGGCUAUUGCAUUUUACACAAAAAAGAAACGGUAUUCAAAGUAAUCGCAACAGUCACAUCUCAUUUUAAAGCAGAAACGGAGGCCUUACCACUGCCAGGCAGAUUCUUCCUGUUUAGAUUAUCCACCGUGUUGCCCUCGGAAUAACAGGUUGCAACUUAUUGUGAGCUUUUACUGAAACCUACAGAUGUUAUCAGUGCCUUAUUUAGUGUGAAGGUGAGAAUCUGCAGGUUCAAGGAUGCCUUGGGGUGCCAGGAGCCCUCUCGGGUCCAUAAACCUGUCCAGGACCACUCUGGCUGUGCAGCAGGACAUGGUCGUCCCCGUUCCUCAAACUGAGUGGCUUUCUUGAGCCUUGAAAACUAUAUGGAACAGGAAAGUUUACUGAAGGCUAUGGAUCUGUUUCUUCCCUUUCUGAGGUUGUUUGAGAUGAGGAUGCCUCUCAGGGAAAAAAACAAAAACAAAAAUCCAGGGUGAGCUAUUUCCAGGGUUAGGGCUGGGAGCAGAGAGGAAAAAUGGGUCUUGGUUCAUCCCAGUGUUGUUAAAGAACUUGACAGCAAAGAAUAGAAAAUGAUCUGUUUCUUUAUUAGUGUGGCUAGCUAUAACAUUGGCACGGACAUAGUUUGGGAGACAUUCUUUUCCUUGGAAGAUUUUUAUUUCAGGAGCAAAUACCAAGGUUUAAUGCACUUCACCACAAGCAGCACAUGCCAAGAACAGGUGAAGUGACAAUUCCAUGUCGAGUUCCUGGUGGAAGCCCAUAUGUACCUGCGUGGGAGUGGGGUCCUUCUGGGCAGGCAGUGCUAUUUACUGGGAAAUAAAUCAAGCAGGGUCAUGGCUGAGCCUGUGUAGCUGCAGAAUUCCAGCUUCACUGUCAAGUCGAGAUUAGCUUGGCAUUUGCUGCUGAAACUCUACUGGUAUUUAGGAACGUGCUUUACUUUAUGUGCAGGGAAGUUGUCCUGGCUGUGGAAAUGCAGUAGGUGGUGACACGUGCAGGGGAUAGAGGCUGUUCUUGUGAGUGCCGUGGUUCUCAUGCUGCAGAGAGGAGGUGUACUAAUAAAAAGCAGCCAUGGUUUCACCAUGCCCUCUCUCACCUUGUGCCAGUCUCGUGGAAGGAGUCAGACGUGUGCUUUUCCCUCAGUGCAUGAGCAGGUUGUGCCUUCAGUGCACCGAGGGUGAGGGUGUGUGGGUGCGUGAUGCUCUGCAGGGUGCUGACCUGGCUCCUGGGAAGGGGAUGCACAAGGAGAAGCUGGGAGUGGGCAGGUUAUUGGGCAGGGGGCUCCUCUGCCAGCUGAGCCCGUGCUCUGCCGCCGCCGCCUCCCGCCAGGGACGGUUCUCAUCCUCCUUGCUGCACUGCCCCUUGUGCCCGAGUCCCGAGGGGAGGAACGGGGAUGGGCUCCAUGCUCUUCACCCUGGAGGCCUGAUACCUAGCCAAAAAUUAUCUUUCUUCCCUGUUUUGUUGUUUUUUUUUUUUUUCUUGUGAACAGGCGUUUUGCUUUAAAGUAAUGCUGAAACCACCUCCGAGUGCCUUGGUGGGGGGGUCGGGGCUGGGUGAAGGGCAGGAGCCGGGCGUGUGGGAAGCCUGAGCGGAGCUGGGUGAGCCACCCAAAGAGUUAAUGCAGAGAGCACGGGGAGCCCAAGUGACAGAGCGUACCAUGAAUUUGCACAAUUCCAUUUAAAGACAGCCUGCUAUUUAAAGUACUUCAGUGAAGUAUGAUGUGCCUGCGAGCCAGGGCUGGAAUAAAGUGAUGAUUCAUUCGGGGACAUCCUGGGCUACUGCGUAGCUGCUGGCUGGAGCCUUGCAAAGCUGCUGAGGCAAAGUUACUCUCUUUGUUUCUUUCACUUGUGAUUAUUUUUUUUCUCCUACUGUAAUAAAUUGGAAACACAUUU
Messenger RNA from Calidris pugnax (ruff), 4725 nucleotides. RefSeq names its product caspase recruitment domain family member 19 (gene CARD19). Bases 126 to 686 code for a protein of 186 amino acids. Gene Ontology annotation, cellular component: mitochondrion. Gene Ontology annotation, biological process: regulation of apoptotic process. The transcript is spliced from 6 exons. The record is from RefSeq and is a predicted model, not a curated record. NCBI's taxonomy places the organism in Eukaryota, Metazoa, Chordata, Aves, Charadriiformes, Scolopacidae.